This is a messenger RNA of Sapajus apella (tufted capuchin), 1517 nucleotides long. RefSeq lists its product as uncharacterized. Bases 410 to 985 code for a protein of 191 amino acids. Lineage: Eukaryota; Metazoa; Chordata; Mammalia; Primates; Cebidae. The transcript is spliced from 2 exons. The record is from RefSeq and is a predicted model, not a curated record.
AUUCCCAAGUGCCUUAGUCACUGCCAGAAGAACAAGCCUUCUAGAUUAUCCAACGUGGAUAGAUCAUCAACACUAGAUAGUAUCCCAGUACCCCCUCCACUUUCCUCUACCCAGUCGCCGCACCCUUUCCCCCAAGCCCGGUUCUUCAAGGCUUCAGAGUUAGCGCUGCUCCAGGUAAAAGGAAUUCUCAGCACAGAGCCUUCAAACCUUCUCGGAGGCCACUAAGGGCCCCUGCCGCCGCCAGGGAGAGAAAGCACCUGGGGCGGGGCGGGGCGUGCGGGCGCACACCUGCGGAGGGGGCGGUGCCCCAACAAUUGCACCGGGGCUGGGGGAGGGGAGCUACUCACUCCCCGCCCCCGGGCGGUGACUCAUCACCGAGCACCGGCUGCCUGAGGUAAGCCGACCCGGGAUGGGGCGGAGAGGCGGGGCCGCCAGGUCGUGUAGGUCUGCGUUUCUCCCCGCCGCGCGCACUAAGCGCAAGUCCUUCGGCGAGCAAGCACCUUCGGCGCGGUCCGAGGACCCCCUCGUAGCGGUCCUCCAGACGCGGACCCGCGCGCCCCAAGCUUCUCGCCGCCAGGCCGGCUUCUCAAGCUUUGCUCCCGGCGCACGCCCUCCCGCGAGCUCCCGGCCCUUCCCUAGCCCCUCUUCCCGGCGCGCGGACAGCAUGGCGCCACCGCAGGUCCUUGCGUUCGGGCUCCUGCUCGCGGCGGCGACGGCAACUUUGGCCGCGGCUGAGGAAGGUGAGGCGCGGACUUGGAGCAGGAGUUGUGGAGUUGGGCUGGGCUGGGCUGGAGGGCAGCGGCCUGCGGCCCCCGAGGCGGGGAUAAUGGGGAGGGCACCGAGAGGCCGCGCUUUCCAGCCUGUAGCCCAGACGGCGCGGCGGUGCCCCGGCCCCGGCCCUCGGCGCCGUAGGAAGCGGCAAGGCGGCGCUCACUCACGCCGGCGGGGGAACAGCCUCACUUUGCAGCUUUGCUCGCCUCGGUAGGGAAGUGGCCCGGGGCGGAGGCGGGGGACAGGCGAGGAACUGAGUGGCCACGUCCAGGAAUCCUGCGGCCACCGAACCAAGGCUUCGCGCCCUGACGUACCCACCUCCUCAGGCCGGGGUGGAUUUGGGGUUCCAUAACAGCCCGAGCCGGUGGCAGACUCUCUGCGAUAGGGACCAGCUGGCCCGCCCUUGUCCUUGUCACCUACGGCGGGCCCCGGAUGUGGCCUUAGGCGGGGACAGGUGCGGCACGCAGAGAGGCCUCCAGGGCCGCUAUGCACCUGCGCGCAGCCUGCGGGCCUGGAUUACACAGGGCGUUUGGGUGUUUUCCCUUUUCUAAGGAUCGUAUGAGUAAUGCCGAGCUUAUUGUAGGAAACGCAGAAACAACAAUAACCGUGAAGUGUAAAAACCUAUAAUCCCACCAUUUUGAGAAUCCCGUAAUUAAUAACUAGAUAUACCUUUCUUUCUUUAUUUUUUUUUGCUUAUUUGAGGCGGCCUUGCUCUGUCGCCCAGGCUGAAGUGCAAUGGCACAAUC